Messenger RNA from Closterium sp. Naga37s-1, 510 nucleotides. The record is from the annotation of a GenBank genome assembly. Lineage: Eukaryota; Viridiplantae; Streptophyta; Zygnematophyceae; Desmidiales; Closteriaceae.
GUGAUAUCACGGGAGGAGGGCAGGGCACUGGAGGUGCGAAUACCCGGGGAAGGUGGAUGCUCCUUCUGGCUCCUCACGCUCCUUCUGAUUGUGGUCGCAAUACCAGUCAUAAUCGCUUUACCCAUCGCAAUCUGCAUCGUCCCCUGCGUCAUCGGUGCUCGCUUCCGAGCCGCAGCUCGCUCCGAAUCCAUUCUGCUGUCGCCGCACCUCUUCAGCAUCACCAUCAAGCUCCCAGACAAGGUCACAGAGCAGCGCAGCAGCACGUCACGGCUGCAAGCCAUAGUGGUGCAGGACUUGAACUCCCCACCGCCGCUGCCGUCCCUACCAAUGCACGGGGCAGGGUAUCGACCAGUGGCCAAGCCGCCAAAUCUGGUGUGUGUGUUUGUGGAGCAGCAGCAGGAUUACCGAUUUGGAACGACCCUGAGUGACGCGGAGAAGUACUGGGUGGUGGGGGAGCUGUCUCACCACCUGCACUGCAUGCGCUUCCAACCGGCACAUGAUCAUGUGUAA